CUUGCCUCUCUCUUGACGCUUCUCCUCCCGUUAUUCCUACGACGAGUUCUGCAGGAUCCCAGUCAUAUCGGAAACUUUGUGGUUCUUUUUCUAGCCAGUGCCGUAGCCACGUUGGCGGGACGUGCCAAAGACCAGAUCUGCCGCGUUUUAUCGGUUCGGGCUUCGUCGGUUCUAUCCCUGGCUAUUUUCCAAAAGAGUGUUCGGUUUUCGAACCUGGCGCAUCUGCGGAGUCCCGUGGGGAAGGUCUUGGGCAGCUCCACAACCGAUAUGAUGCUAGUCCGAAACUAUGUGCUCAAGGUCCAUGAUAUUUGGAGUAGUCCGGUGCAAUUGCUCUUGAUUGCGUUCAUGAUCGUUCGCCUGCUUGGCGUGUCUGGAAUUGUGGGUUAUGUGGCAAUGUCAAUCCUUCUAUUCUCUCAGACGCGCGCCAACGCUGCAGUAGGGGUAGCAGUGGAAGACUACCUGCGCAUCGAUGAGGUGCGCAUCAAUCACCUGAACUCCGCCUUCCAGAAGAUCCGCGGGAUCAAAUCAUUGGGAUUGGAGCCCAUGUUUCUCAAGGAGAUACGAUCAGCCCGCGAGAUUCAAUUGGAAGCCCUCUGGCGUCGCCUGCGCGUCGUCUUCUGCUUCUUUAUCUCCAUUAAUCAGAUGAUUCCCGCAGUGACCGCCAUGGUUUCCUUGACCAGCUACUGGUACACUGGCCACGAGUUGGUGCCAGAGGUGGUAUUCCCUGCCUUGACAUUGUUCGAGAUGACAUUUUCUCCAGCCUCCAAAUUCUCCCUCUCAGUCACCCGUCAAUUCUCCAUUCUCCCGUGUGUCCGCCGCAUUCUCCAUAUCCUGCACCAACCGGAACAUCAGCUUGCUGGUCACGAACCCGGGGAAGCUCACCAGUCCAGCGAGGUCACCGCCGGCAAUAUGAUCCAGUUUCAAGAUGCCAAAGUAUCCUACUACGGCAAGGCAGAUGAUAGUUCGAACAGCUUUGUCUUAGGACCCGUCACCAUGGGUAUACCGGCUAAUAAAUUGACCAUCCUUCACGGGGCCAGUGGGAGUGGUAAGUCCACCGUGCUAUCGGCCAUUGGCGGGCAAGCCGAGGUCAUUGAGGGCCAGCUCCUACGCAACUCGGCGACGAUGGCCCUAUGCGCUCAGGAUCCAUGGAUUAUGCUAGGUACGGUGCGUGAUAAUAUCACCUUUCUGCGGCCCUACGAGCCCGUGCGCUAUCGUCAAGUCGUCCGCCAAUGCUGCCUCGAGUCAGACAUUGCCUCGUUUCCGGGCGGCGAUCUCGCAAUCGUUGGGGAGAGUGGCGCCAACCUCAGUGGUGGCCAGAAGGCCAGAAUCUCCCUGGCACGAGCUGUCUACAGCGAGGCAGAUCUCCUGCUGCUGGACGAUUGUCUGGCUGCGGUUGAUCCCCGGGUGGCGCGCAAGCUGUUUCACGAGUGCAUCCGCAAGCUGCCGCAGACCGUCAUUCUAGUUACACAUCAGGCCGAGUUCAUCCCAUACUGCGACCAUGUUGUGUCUUUGGCCAACGGCAUGGUUGCCGAGGUAGGUUGUCCAGACGAGCUACGAAAAAGCCCCCAUGGGGCUAUUGGGUCAAUCCUCAUCGGUGAGACGGGGACUCCUAGCAAGGACCAUUUGGAUGAGAACAUGGUCAUAGAAUCCCCGUCCAAGCCAGAUGCAGCAGAUUCCAAGCAGAUCACCUUGGUGGAGGAGGAACGCGCCCGUGGUAAGGUGGACACUGACUUAUAUCGAUUCUACUUCGAAUGUGCGGGAGGAUCUCGGUUCAUCCUGCUGCUCUCCCUCAUGCUCUCUCUCACUGUUGCUGUUCGAAUCAUCAACAGUUUUUGGUUGCCCUGGUGGAUGGGAAAUGUGCUAUCUGUCUCGACCCACACGUAUCUUACAGGAUAUGCGCUAGUCGUCAUGCUUCAGGCCGUCUUCAUUGCAUCAGUUGGGGUGAUUCUUGUAUUGGGCACAAUGAAGGCUAGCCGGAGUAUCCAUGAGGGCGUCGUCACGCGUCUCUUCCGCGCACCGUUGGACUUCUUCAGCGGACAGCCUCUGGGUCGCGUCUUGAACCGGCUAUCGGUCGAUAUUGAUGGGAUUGAUUUUCGACUCAUCAAUGCGGGCGAUCUACUGCUGAUGGCGGCAACCUCGCUGUUUGCGGCGGUGAUUGUGCUUGUCUGGAGCUCGCCGUAUCUCCUGCUGGCCUUCGGACCGAUAUUCUACUUCCAAUAUCGGAUCCAGUCUCUCUAUCGCGUGUCUGCCCGCGAACUCCGACGCGUUUGUUCUCUCCUGGACUCCCCCGUCCUCUCCGUCAUCACAGAGAGUAUGGCUUCGAUGCCGACGAUACAGGCGUAUGAUGCACGAGAGCUGUUCGAAGAACGCCACCGGGUAGCUCUGAGCCGGGCUAUUGUCGGAAUCACCGUUCGCUAUGCAUUGGAAACAUGGAUCACCCUGCGGAUCGAGAUGCUCUCGGUGGCCCUGCUGGGGUGUGCGGGUUUGCUCGGGGUCUUCGGUGUGCUCGACUCGUUACAGAUGGGGCUGAUCUUCACCCUCAGUAUCUCCAUCUCGAAGCAUAUGCACCAGUUCCUGUGGUCGUGGAUCAACGUCGAGGUCGAGAUGAACUCCACGGAACGACUCCGGCACUAUAUGACGCGGAUCCCCGUGGAGGAUGACCACCGCUCUCCGGAGUCCGAGCAGCCAGAAGACGAGAUCGUCUUCUCCGAUGUCACCGUCCAAUAUCCGCGCAGCCACAGCGCAUCCCUCCGAGGUUUCUCGAUGCGCAUCCGAGCGGGCGAGAAGGUGGGAAUCAUCGGACAUAGUGGCUCGGGGAAAUCGACUAUCCUGGCCGCUUUAUCAGCCCUCGCCCCGGUCGUGCAGGGCCGGAUCAGCAUCCGCGGGACUCCAAUCAACGGCCUCUCCCUCACCACCCUCCGCAGCAUGGUGCACGUCCUCCCGCAAGACUCAGUCCUCUUCCCCGGCUCGGUGCGUCAGAACCUCGAUCCGCAGCUCUCCCACUCUGAUGGCGAGUUACUCCAUGCGCUUGCCGUGACCGAUCCGACACCUCAUCGCACGAAUAGUACCAGCAACCUGCUCGACCUCGUGAUUGCGCCAGGGGGCACCAAUCUCUCGGCGGGACAGGCGCAGCUGAUCUGUUUGGCCCGCGGUCUGUUGGCCAAACCCCGCAUCCUCGUCCUGGACGAGGCAACCUCGAGUGUGGACUUGGAGACGGAGAAUCAUAUUCAGACGGUGUUGCAGGAGCACUUCCACGAGAGUGUCAUUCUGUGUGUGGCGCACCGUCCGACGAGCGUGGCGUGGAUGGAUCGAGUGAUCGUCAUGGCAGACGGCAGGUGUGUC
This is a messenger RNA of Aspergillus saccharolyticus JOP 1030-1, 3342 nucleotides long. RefSeq names its product P-loop containing nucleoside triphosphate hydrolase protein. The annotation marks the transcript as partial. Gene Ontology annotation, biological process: transmembrane transport. Gene Ontology annotation, molecular function: ABC-type transporter activity; ATP hydrolysis activity; ATP binding. Gene Ontology annotation, cellular component: membrane. NCBI's taxonomy places the organism in Eukaryota, Fungi, Ascomycota, Eurotiomycetes, Eurotiales, Aspergillaceae. The transcript is spliced from 8 exons. The record is from RefSeq and is a predicted model, not a curated record.